Gongylonema pulchrum is the source of this 261-nucleotide messenger RNA. The record is from the annotation of a GenBank genome assembly. NCBI's taxonomy places the organism in Eukaryota, Metazoa, Nematoda, Chromadorea, Rhabditida, Gongylonematidae.
AUGUUACAGGUCAACCUGUCAGGCCACGUAGAAGUGACGGUGGAAGAUAUGAAUGUGCUUGUGCAAACCAAUUUGCGAGUCCGUGAUAGGCGAACUAAGAUCGAAGUCACUAACUGCACGUUGGAUGUGAAAUAUAUUGACGUGGAAGUUCAUGGCGGCAUCAUGAUUUGGAUUGCUAAUUUGUUCCGAGUGCAGUUAGCUACUGCCAUCAAAAGUUCUUUACAACAAGCGGUCAGCCAAUUUUUUCAUGCUUUUUUGUGA